AUGCUGAAUUCGGGUGGUGUCACAGUACUGAGACUAUCUCCUGAUAUGGUCGUGAAAUAUGGGCCACAAGUCACCACCAGCACCGAAGCACAGAGCAUGAUGUUUGUGGCAGAGUACACAAAAGCGAUCCCUAUUCCGAAAAUUUUCGCGUAUUGUACUUAUGGCCCACUCAACAGAGACAUCGAUGACUAUGGGAGCCUUUUCGACACGUACAUAUUUAUGAGUUUUGUUAAGGGUCAAACUCUCGACUCAACUUGGGACUCAUACGAUGAACUGACGAAGACCCGUAUUGCGCAUCAGCUGAAAACAUACAUGAACGAGCUCCGCGAGAUCAGAAGCGAACCAUACAUCGGGUCUGUCAACAAAGGACCUGUCAGGGACCAGAUAUUUGACAACUUCUACGUCAAAGGACCCUUUGAAUCAGAGGAGGCAUUCAACGGAACAAUCAUGGACGUAUACCAGGCAAACUCUCCAAGACGACACAUCAGAAGUUUUCUUGCGGGCAUGCUCUCCCAGAAAAGGCAUAGUAUCUGUUUUACUCAUGCCGAUGUACGUCCGCAAAACAUCAUGGUGCUUGGCGGGAGUAUCACUGCUAUUAUCGACUGGGAGUUAAGUCGUUGGUAUCCAGAAUACUGGGAAUUUGCAAAAGCGCUCUACGUGUGA
Messenger RNA from Penicillium subrubescens, 663 nucleotides. Its product is annotated as aminoglycoside phosphotransferase family protein. The record is from RefSeq and is a predicted model, not a curated record. Lineage: Eukaryota; Fungi; Ascomycota; Eurotiomycetes; Eurotiales; Aspergillaceae. The transcript is spliced from 2 exons. The coding region runs from base 1 to 663 and encodes 220 amino acids.